AUGUCCAAGGCACUCGAGUCAGCAGCCGCGCUACCUGUGCAGCCACCUCCAGACGUAGCGCCGCCAAAGAAGAAGCAGCCGUAUCCGUUCUGGCUCGGAGGCGUUGCCGCAACUAUCGCCGCAUCCAUAACCCACCCCCUCGACCUUACCAAGGUGCGCAUGCAAGCGACCGGCGACAAGGGCAUGGUCCAGUCGCUUCGUAAGACCGUGCGCACGGCGGGCGCCCGUGGUCUCUUCGAUGGUAUCACAGGGACGUGGCUGCGGCAGAUGUCCUACUCCCUGUGCCGCUUCUGGGCAUACGACGAGAGCAAGAAAAUCGUGGGUGCAGGCUCCCAAGCGCCCGCGUGGAAGCUCGCGCUCGCGGGCAGUAUGGCGGGAGGCAUUGCCGGACUGGUCGGGAAUCCGGGAGAGAUCAUCAUGGUCCGUUUGCAGGGCGAUUUUGCAAAGCCGCCAGAAAAGCGACUGAAUUACAAGCAUGCCAUCGAUGGUCUGUUUCGCAUGGUACGCGAAGAGGGAUGGUCGUCACUGAGUCGAGGUGUUGGCCCCAAUGUCUUCCGUGCGGUCCUCAUGAAUGCCAGUCAGCUCGCAUCGUAUGAUUUUACCAAGGCCGAGUUGCUGAAGACGGGAUACUUUGAGGACAACAUCAACGUCCACGUUGCUGCCAGUGUCGUUGCAGGUACGGUGGCGACGACUGUCUGCUCCCCCGCUGACGUUAUCAAGAGCCGUGUCAUGAGCGCGUCGGGCAAAGAUGGCGCUGUAAACCUUUCCCCCGCACGAACUUGCUUCAUCUGCAUCAUCGGCCCUGUCGUUCCCGUCGCGCACGCGCGAGGACAGUCGACGAUGCAAGUGAUCCGGUCGUCAUUCCGCAACGAGGGCGCGAUGUUCAUGUUCAAGGGCUGGCUUCCCGCGUGGUCACGGCUGCAGCCCACGACCAUUCUCAUCUUCGUUACGCUCGAACAACUCAAGAACGCCGUAGACUGGACGCGCUCCAUUCGCGGGCAAUGA
Fibroporia radiculosa is the source of this 1005-nucleotide messenger RNA. RefSeq lists its product as uncharacterized. Gene Ontology annotation, biological process: thiosulfate transport; malate transmembrane transport; phosphate ion transmembrane transport. The coding region runs from base 1 to 1005 and encodes 334 amino acids. The record is from RefSeq and is a predicted model, not a curated record. Gene Ontology annotation, molecular function: sulfate transmembrane transporter activity; thiosulfate transmembrane transporter activity; malate transmembrane transporter activity. The transcript has 12 exons. NCBI's taxonomy places the organism in Eukaryota, Fungi, Basidiomycota, Agaricomycetes, Polyporales, Fibroporiaceae.